AUGGCCUCCCCAUUCUACAACUACACCAUCGCCACUUUCACCAGAGGUCUCAAUACCCUCUCUACUCUCCUAAAGAAAGCCGAAGAGUACGCGAAAGAAAACAACAUUGCGCUCGAUGAAUUUCUCAAUGCUCGCCUUGUCGAGGAUAUGAAGCCUGUCUCCUUCCAAAUUUUGGCGGCAACGAACACAGUCUCCAAGGCCCUCGCCCGCGCAGCUUCUGUCGAACCUUCCACACGGCAAGAGGUCGAUAAGUCCUACGAGGAGCUUUACAAGCGCAUUGAGAGCACACUUGCAGAGCUGAAAAAGGCCGAUCCAGCACAGAUCGCUAGGAAGGAAGGGCAAACUUUCAAGGCCCCCCUUGGAGAUGUUGUGUUCGAUUAUACGCUAGAGGAUUAUUCGGUGCGAUUUGCGAUCCCGAAUUUCUACUUUCAUGUUGUGACUACGUAUGAUAUUUUGCGGGCGAAGGGUGUGCAGAUCGGCAAGCUAGAUUAUCUGUCGGACUUCACGGCCUAG
Penicillium mononematosum is the source of this 513-nucleotide messenger RNA. RefSeq names its product DUF1993 domain-containing protein. Bases 1 to 513 code for a protein of 170 amino acids. Lineage: Eukaryota; Fungi; Ascomycota; Eurotiomycetes; Eurotiales; Aspergillaceae. The transcript has a single exon. The record is from RefSeq and is a predicted model, not a curated record.